This is a messenger RNA of Medioppia subpectinata, 537 nucleotides long. The record is from the annotation of a GenBank genome assembly. Lineage: Eukaryota; Metazoa; Arthropoda; Arachnida; Sarcoptiformes; Oppiidae.
GAAGAGGCCAAGAAGUAUAAGGAGGCGGCCUGUAGUCUACCAAAGAAGGGACAGAACAGGGAAUCACUCUGUUUAAGUCUAUUGGAAAAAUUCAAAACACGUCUCUUGACUACGAAAGAGAGGACAGAGUCGGAGGAAAGUGAGGUGAAAGACGACGCCGAUUGGCUCUCACAUCGACUCACGUGUCAGAAAGACGAGAAUAAGUUGGCGAAAGACGCGAACCUGAGGAAUGAGGAGGACUGGUAUGAUAUCUACGAUCCCAGAAAUCCCAUUAAUAAGAGGCGACGCGAAGAGGGUCUGGAAAAGGGCGCGAAGAAACCGCGCGUCAAAUGAUUGACCCAUUUUUCAACGAGUGAUUGACAGCAAACAUAAACAUCCAAUCGAUUGCAUUAUAAAUAAUUUCAUAGAAACCAUACGUUAUAUUGUUUUUAUAAGAUUUAUUUCGACGCCUAUUAUAUUCUGACGAUUUUAGGGCUUAUUUAUCACUUUUUUCAAAGACAACAGAAUAUAAAUAAAAUAAUACUUUUACUCUUUAAA